Molecule: messenger RNA, 3297 nt
Organism: Penicillium manginii
Lineage: Eukaryota; Fungi; Ascomycota; Eurotiomycetes; Eurotiales; Aspergillaceae
Product: putative phosphatidylserine decarboxylase Psd2
Exons: 8
Coding region: 1-3297 (1098 amino acids)
Biological process (GO): phospholipid biosynthetic process
Molecular function (GO): phosphatidylserine decarboxylase activity; calcium ion binding
Source: RefSeq, a predicted model, not a curated record
AUGGUCCGCCUGCCACUCCCGCAGCGCCUCAGCUCGCACCUCUCCGCCAGAAGUGCGAGCUCGACCCCGGGACAAAGCAGGAGUACCAGUCCCUUGAGAUCUAAUGAAUCCAAGCCUCUAUUGCUCAAGGUCACCGUCAUCAAGGGUCGAAAUCUGGCUCCCAAGGAUCGAGGUGGCACAAGUGAUCCUUAUUUGGUGGUGACAUUAGGAGACGCUAAACAGUCCACCCCAACGAUAUCCAAGACCUUGAACCCGGAAUGGAACGUGUCAUUCGAAAUGCCCGUGCUGGGCGUGCCACUGUUGGAAUGUAUUUGCUGGGAUCACGAUCGAUUUGGCAAGGACUACAUGGGCGAGUUCGACAUCGCGUUGGAGGACAUCUUUCAAGAUGGCAAGGUUAGCCAAGAGCCCAAAUGGUACAAUCUCAAAUCGAAACGAGUCUCCAGUCGCUCCACCCGAAAGAAGAAGAAGAAGGAUAGCACGGUGUCAGGCGAGAUCCUGCUCCAGUUCUCUCUCUCGGAUCCUGCCCUCCCUGGAGCCUCGCCCACGGACACAUAUCGCAAGUUUAGAAACCUGGCGUGCAUUGGUGAGGAGGAUGACCCAUUGGACCAGAUCCCCGCCGCCGAGCUGGACGAACUGGACUUGGAGGACCAGGACGAGGAGACCUCCGAUGAAACCGACGAAAAUCAAACCAAGCCGGAGAUUGUCGAGAAGCGGCGGAGGCGGUUGCGACUGGCUCGUUUGCGUCGCAAAUCCUUGGCCGCCCGUGCAUAUCAAUUCUCGGGCUCAGGGACCGGCGUUCAGGGUAUCGUGUUUAUGGAGAUUGUCAGGGUCACUGAUCUUCCCCCCGAGAAAAACGUGACACGAACCUCAUUUGACAUGGACCCCUUCGUGGUCACCUCUCUCGGCAGGAAAACACUUCGAACCCCCGUCGUGCGCCACAACCUAAACCCAGUUUACCACGAGAAAAUGGUCUUCCAAGUUAUGCGCCACGAGAAGAACUACCUUAUCAGCUUCACGGUAAUGGAUCGGGACAAGUUCUCGGGUAACGACUUUGUCGCUUCGGCAAGCUUCCCAUUGCAAUCCCUCAUCCAGUCUGGUCCUGAAACCGACCCCGAGACAGGUCUGUACCAUUUUGUAGAGUUGGAUGAGCCUAGCCCGGCGGCAAAGUAUAGUCCUCGCUUUGCCGUCAGCCCUUCGCCAUCUUCAUCGAAUCUUUCCAAGAUGAGCAGGCCUGCAUUCAAGACCCGCAGCUCCUCGGCUUCUAUCACACUGACCGUUGGUGACUUGGCCAACAAAGCACCUACAUCUGCCCCAGACGAGUCUUCCGGCGUGGACAGCAGCAGCACUACCCUACAGAUCCCAACUGCUUCGAGCGAGACAAUAGCAGACCCGCUUCCCAUACCGGAUGAGGAGGGCCUGAGGGCGUACACGAUUCCCCUGACACUUAAAAAUCGAGAAAGGUGGGAAGAUAAGCACUCGCCCGAACUGCAUGUCAAAGCAAAGUAUCUACCCUAUAGUGCUUUGCGCCAGCAGUUCUGGUUGCUUAUGCUCAAACAAUACGACGCCGAUGACAGCGGUCGUAUUGAUAAGGUCGAAAUGACUACAAUGCUUGACACAUUGGGUUCCACCCUGAAAGAAUCAACAAUCGACAGCUUUUUCGACCGCUUCAGCGCUGAAAACGAAUCCAGCGAGACCGCUGAUCUCACCUUCGACCAAGCAGUGAUAUGCCUCGAAGACACCCUGCGCGCCCUGCAGAAAAAGAAUUCCAGACCCCGCAUGGGACCUUCAUCAGUCGGAAGCCAAGAAAGUGAGGAGCAAUCUAGCAGCGAUGACCUCGCUUCGGAAUCGAACGCCGCCAUUUCGUCAACCGCUAACCCCCAUGGAAUAGCCGUCCCUACUUUGAAUAGUGAUGAGCAGCCCAGUUCGAACGAGGAAGACCUUCGCCCAGGCGAUCUAGCUGAUGAGAGAGGCGAGGAGCAUGUCGUGGAGAUCCGCGAGUGCCCACUUUGCCACCAGCCUCGUCUUUCAAAACGAUCUGAUGCGGACAUUAUCACCCAUAUUGCAACAUGUGCCAGUCGUGACUGGCGCCAGGUCGACAAUCUCGUCAUGGGUGGGUUCGUGACUUCCAGUCAGGCCCAGCGCAAAUGGUACUCUAAGGUCAUCACGAAGAUCUCCUAUGGUGGUUAUCGCCUUGGUGCCAAUUCUGCCAACAUUUUGGUUCAAGAUCGUAUUACCGGCCAGAUUAACGAGGAGCGUAUGAGUGUUUACGUCCGACUUGGAAUCCGACUGCUAUACAAGGGUCUCAAGAGCAAGGAUAUGGAGAAGAAGAGAACAAGUACCGUGCGAGAGUCUAAUCGUGGCAUCUCCUUAGUCCGUCGCGUUCUGCGUUCCCUUAGUGUCAAGCAGGGCCGAAAGUACGACGACCCAGCCUCGGUCUCCCAGAUCAAGGACUUUAUCAAUUUCCAUCAAUUGGAUAUGUCCGAGGUUCUGCAACCUCUUGAAAAGUUCCGCAACUUCAACGAAUUCUUCUACCGCGCAUUGAAACCCGACGCUCGUCCCUGCUCCGCCCCAGAUGAGCCCAAGAUUGUUGUAUCACCCGCCGACUGUCGCUCUGUGGUCUUUGAUCGCAUGGAUGAGGCCACCAGCCUUUGGGUGAAGGGUCGGGAAUUCUCCGUCGAAAGAUUACUUGGAAAUGCCUACCCUGAAGAUGCGGCCCGAUACCACAACGGCGCGGUGGGUGUAUUCCGUCUCGCGCCGCAGGACUAUCACCGCUUCCACAUCCCCGUUGACGGAGUGAUGGGUGAGCCGAAAACUAUCGAGGGUGAGUAUUACACAGUCAACCCAAUGGCCAUCCGCUCUGCGCUCGAUGUGUAUGGCGAAAAUGUUCGUGUUCUUGUUCCUAUUGACUCCGUUGCCCACGGCCGCGUGAUGGUUAUCUGCGUCGGUGCGAUGAUGGUCGGUAGUACGGUCAUUACACGCAAGGCUGGCGAGAAGGUUUCCCGUGCAGAGGAGCUUGGUUACUUCAAGUUCGGCGGCUCUACUCUUCUCGUUUUGUUCGAGGAGGGAGUGAUCAAUUUCGACAAAGAUUUGGCGGAUAACUCCAAGGGCUCCUUGGAGACGCUGAUUCGAGUCGGUAUGUCGGUCGGGCACAGCCCUGAUAUUCCUCAAUUUGAACCAGAUAUGCCCAAGGACGCAGAGAACAUCACUGUCGAAGAGAUGGAAGAGGCCAAGCGGCGCAUUGAGGGUAGUAUGUCUGCCCCCAGUGAGCCUGCCCCGAUUCAUGCUGCGAUCCAAUGA